Molecule: messenger RNA, 318 nt
Organism: Exophiala spinifera
Lineage: Eukaryota; Fungi; Ascomycota; Eurotiomycetes; Chaetothyriales; Herpotrichiellaceae
Exons: 1
Coding region: 1-318 (105 amino acids)
Source: RefSeq, a predicted model, not a curated record
AUGGCCCAAACACGCGGCGCAACUGGCAACGCGAAGCCUCGCAUCUUCACCACCCCAUCUACCGAACCAGUGCAAAAGCGCAAAGCUGGAACCACCACCAAGAAGCGCACUACCAAGCCCAAGAGUGCCACUGGUGCAGGUAUCACCAAGAAAAGCGCGCCGGCAGCUCACAAGAGAAAGCCGAGUAUCAAGGACAAGGUCGAGGGCGCAGUUGAGAAAGUGGUCGGAACUCUCGAGGGCAAACCCGGCAAGAAGGCUGCAGGCACGAAGAAGAUCAAAGGCACAGACAGCAAGGUCAGCAAGACGGUAAAGGUCUAG